GGGUGGUUGCUGGGGAAACGUUUGUGGGCGAAACUUCCGGUGUCGUGUUGCCGCCGCCCGCACCUGAAGACUCAGCUGUGUUUUUAGCUGAUCAGCUGGCAGGCUAGCACUAAUCACAUCGCUGCUGUUGCUGGAUACUAUUAUGGCUUUAAAAAGCUCGGGAACAACGUGUGCCGUUCGCGGAUGUACUUACAACCGGACAAAACUAAAUAAUUGGUUGAAAUCGGAGUGUUUUGACCAUAAACCAAAAAAGAAAAACGAGUGUUCGUGCCCGAAAUGGUACAGCUUCCAUCCACUGCCCAAUGACGACGACGAAGCUAAACGAAAUUGGCUGAAAAACCUCAACUUAAAACAUCCUCCGAAAUAUUGCUAUGUCUGUUCGUUUCACUUUGUGGACAAAACCCCAACGGAAGAAAACCCUUACCCAACCCUUUAUCUGGGUUAUGAGAAGCCACCCGAGAAGAAACGCAGAAGAGUUGUCAGGAUCGUUGACAGCGAAGUUGCAACAACAGACCAAGCUGAUGUUAUGGAUUUAGAGCAGCCUCAGACCUUCAAGGAUGCCCAAACACAGUGGAUGGACCCAGCUGUGGAGGACCAUACCUACUCUAAAGGAUCCAUCAUCACAUGUAACAUGGCCAUCACACCUGCCCCUGCCCCUCUGUCCAUUGCAGACGUUACACUGAAAGGUGAUACAGACUGUCUGCUUUACACGGGGAUUACUCUGCUAGUGUUCAACACUCUUGUUUCCUGUAUACAAGGUUUUGCGCCCCAGUCAUCAACAAUGCCAGUUCAAGACCAAGUUUUGUUGACACUUAUGAAGCUCAGACAGAACUUUGUUCUGGCUGACUUAGCGAGGCGCUUUGAAAUAUCAGCCAGUCAGGUCAGUAAAACAAUUAAGCAUUGGCUAGAUGUCCUUGCUGAGCACACCAAAGAUCUCAUUCCAUGGAUGCCCCGUGACACAAUCAGAUCAACGAUGCCACAGGUUUUUCUGCAACAUUUCCCUGAUGUAACUUGUAUCAUUGACUGCACAGAGAGUGUUCUGCAAAAAGCCAAAAACCUAAACUCGCGCUCAGAGUCUUACAGCCAUUACUAUGCAAGUAACACUGUUAAAUACCUUGUUGCCAUUGCUCCAUCAGGGAUGGUGAUGUUUAUUUCAGAGGCUUUUGGUGGAAAGUGUAGUGACAGGUAUAUUACACAGAACUCAGGGUUUCUCGAUAAUUUACGUCCUGGUGAUGUGGUGAUGGGGGACCGUGGGUUCACAAUUAGAGAUCUUGUUGAGGAAAGGAGGGUAAGGCUAGUCAUACCUGCGUUUACACGCAAACAAAGCCAAUUGACUCAUGAACAAGUGACUCAGAUGAGACGGAUAGCAAAUGUACGCAUUCAUGUGGAACGGGCUAUCCGGCGUCUCAAAGUGUACAAGAUCCUGUCACAAACUGUGCCAAUAAGCUUAGUUCCUAAAAUUGAUAACAUACUUCAGAUUUGUGCAGCUCUCGUGAAUCUGAGAGGAGAGCUUAUCUCCAGCAAGUAAUGUCUUACAUAGUCUUACACAACAUCUUGUAUAUGAAUACAUUUAUUUAUUUCUAUUAAUGAAUUGUUAUAUUACUUAAGUAAAGUUGUAUUUGUACUGCAAAUGUAUUUGAACCAUUGUUUGCAUCUCACAAAGUGAGACAUUACCAAGUGAUUAAUUACAAAGUUGGAGGUACUUGGGGCAGAGAUGUAGUUUCUUUCCUCCAAAAUCAUCAGCCAACCUGGGAAGCAUAUGUUGAAAAUAAAAUGUUUCCAGUUGCUCUACUUGUUUGUCAGUGUAAUCUUUGUCGAAUGGAAUGUCCAGUUCUAAAUGCUCCUUUGGUGUCCAGACAACCAGUUUGCAGCUCUGUAGACCUAAGCACACCAUAGCCACUUGCGUCUAAAAUAAUAGAAAAUACAUUUAAUUGGU
Messenger RNA from Sardina pilchardus (European sardine), 1936 nucleotides. RefSeq lists its product as uncharacterized. The transcript has 2 exons. NCBI's taxonomy places the organism in Eukaryota, Metazoa, Chordata, Actinopteri, Clupeiformes, Clupeidae. Bases 143 to 1528 code for a protein of 461 amino acids. The record is from RefSeq and is a predicted model, not a curated record.